CAGGUCAUUGCGACUGCGCAUUGAUACAUAAGCCGCGCAUGGGAAAGGCCGGUCAUUGAUCCUUCUAGUUAUUUACUAGUAAAUCACGUCCGAACAUUCUUGUCGUCCUGAAGUUUUGUCUGCUUUAAACCAAACCUUGAAUUUAGAAAAACAACAAUGGCUCGUGCUUUUAACAAGUUUUUACCAUUAUUGGACCGUGUCCUUGUGGAGCGAUUUCUGCCUGAACUAAAAACUAAAAGUGGUCUCAUGAUCCCAGAGAAGUCUCAAGGCAAGGUUGUCCAGGCAACAGUGGUGGCAUGUGGUCCAGGAGGCAGAGCUAAAGAUGGCAGUACUGUUCCACUUACUGUCAAGUUUGGUGAUGUUGUCCUAUUGCCAGAAUAUGGUGGCACAAAAGUAGAAUUAGACAAAAAGGAAUAUUUCCUAUUCAGAGAUUCUGAUAUACUUGGAAAAUUUGAAUCCUAAUGUUGUUUGUUAGUCUAAGGCAGAUUCUGGCAUACUAUUAUGUAUAAAUUAGAACUUGAGAGGAAGAAAGACGCUGUUAAUUUUAUGAGCUUGCAGACCAGUGAUACAUGAAGAUGUGUGCAAAGCUACAUGUUCAAAAGUACUGACAUCACCAUAACUCAUGUUCAAAAUUAACUUAUUGGGAGUCUACUGGAAGCGAUUUGGGAGUGUAUUUUUGUGUUUUGCUUGUUAUUGAAUUUAGUAGUUUUUCUUUUAAGCUAGGUUUCUCUAAUUUUUAUUUCCAUUGCUUUGUCUGCUGGGGUUUUUUUUACGUAUAAAUCUAUGUUUAGGGAAAAAUCAUGGGUGCUACCUAAAUGAUAACUUCUACACUUUAAUACAUUAUGUUCAUUUAAGCAAAAACUCUUGAGGCUUCUCACUGUCAGUGCUUGGUCUCUUCCUCUUCAUCAUGUGCCACAAAUCAUUGAAAUCAUUUCUACCUGAAAACAAAAUGUUCUAUAUUUUAUCACUGAUUUAUAGCCCAUUCUAGCAUGUGAAAGAACUGUAGAGUUUUUUUUCUUACACGUUGUCAGAAACUCC
Molecule: messenger RNA, 1038 nt
Organism: Octopus sinensis (East Asian common octopus)
Lineage: Eukaryota; Metazoa; Mollusca; Cephalopoda; Octopoda; Octopodidae
Product: 10 kDa heat shock protein, mitochondrial
Exons: 4
Coding region: 157-462 (101 amino acids)
Cellular component (GO): mitochondrial matrix
Molecular function (GO): ATP binding; metal ion binding; protein folding chaperone
Source: RefSeq, a predicted model, not a curated record